Molecule: messenger RNA, 3620 nt
Organism: Photinus pyralis (common eastern firefly)
Lineage: Eukaryota; Metazoa; Arthropoda; Insecta; Coleoptera; Lampyridae
Exons: 7
Coding region: 285-2576 (763 amino acids)
Source: RefSeq, a predicted model, not a curated record
UGGAUUAAUUUUGGUGCUUUUCGUGUUUUUAAGAUGACGUUUGGUGACUAAAUUUUAGUUAUAAAUUUUAACGACGUGUUGCGUUCGUUCCCCUAAAUUUUUUUGCAAAUGUUUCAUAAUGGCUGUCGAAGAAAUGUGAUUUUGUUUUGAAAAAAAAAUUCUAAAACUAUGUGCUCACGGUAUAGGGACUGAAGGGCGAAAAAUGUCGGCGCGCGGACAGCGUCUAACCUUUAAAAUUGCGGACUGUUAAGCCAGUGUUUUUAAAGUGUGACGGGGGGUUGGAGAUGGCCCCAUCGCCUGAAAACGACAAUGCGCCGAAAGCACCAGAUAAAGGCGAUAAAACAAAAACGGCGACGGCAGACACUAACUUGGAAAUAACCUCAUCCGCCGCCGUUAACAAAGAAGCCUCCGUGUCGGGAUUGGACGACGUCGGACUGAAAGCCCUUCUCGAUGAGGCCAUCAGUUACAAAACUCCCAAAGAUCGUGUCGGCAAAAGCGAACUGUUUCAGAAUUUACUAGAGAAGGCCGAAGAGGAUGAUAGAAAGGCGCGAGCGACGAGCGCCAGCGGAAAAGAAUCGGUUCGCUACUACAACACGACCGCUAAGCAUCGCACGAGGCGGCGCCGUCAGCCCACAUCGGUAUCGGAGAACUUAACGCACGGCGGUAGCCUAAACAAUCUGGCUGAAGAGAACUUGUAUGCGCCGACCAGUCACCUGCACCGUCUCACAAAGAACGUCAGCACGCGCCAGCGCCAAGGCGGCAGCCUGCCAUGCAACGUAAACGCGGGCGUCACCUCCUUCUAUGACAAGCAGUUUUUCGAAGAGAUGGCUCGUAAAAAAACGGAGGACAAAAAGGCGGAGUACACCGCGAUCGAGAUGGAAUCCGAAAGCCUGCUCGAGCACGACUCCCUCAAUCAGGAGUACAACGAGCCGGAGACGGACGUCCGCAUACCUCGCGUAACCACCAAGUACACGUCGCGAUUCAACCUCGACAUAUGCGGCGGAAGCGCGAACGUCGACGAUAGCCUCACCGUAUCCGCCUUGGAGAGGACCACCGAUAAGAUCCUGGAGAAGGAGAUCGCGUACGCCAAGCCUUUGGAGACGAUUUCGGCGACCAAUUGCAUUCCCGAAUAUCUACUGCCUAGCUUACACAGCCGCAAUAUUUUUCCCAUACCAAAGUACGUCGAGGACAAGAAAGUGGACGAGAACGGUAACGCCGUCGGCCAGGGCGACAGCAAGAAGAACAAGAAGAAGAAGAUUCAGCCGGCCGAUAAAAACGUUGUCGUUCUAGAGGGAAAGGAUGUUGUCGGUCACAGGAGCGAUAUCGCGCACGACGUCGACAAGAUCAUGGAGUUUCUCGGCGAGCAGGAGAGCAAGAAGGCGAGCGAUCACAAGAGCAAGACGAGCAACGCGAAAAAGCAGAGGAUCCGAUCGAAGGGCAAGACGGAGAAGAUGCAGAAGAGCAACUCGUUGGAGGAGAUUUGUGUUAGCAAAUUGGACGAUUUUAAUUUUAAGGAGUGCGAUGCAGGCAAAGUUCCUUUGAGGGGUACGAAGAGUAACAUCGAGAGGCCGCGCGAACGGAGAUCUUGGGGAAAUUCUGAGAGUUUACCGUUCCACGCCUCCGCGGAAAAUUUAGAAAGCGCCGACUUCCGCGUCGUUACCAAGAAGAAGAAAUCGAAGAAGGUGCGCAAUUCGAUGAGCAGCAGACGCCAGCACUACGCGAUGAAUUUGCGCGACGACCCGAAUCGCGCCUCGUCGCCCGAACCCAGGAGAAAAUCCGCGUGCUCCGUACCUCAAAGCGACAAGUCGAACGACUCGUCCGACGUCGAUUCCGUACACUCGUUACCCAUCGACACGGAACACAUGAACAUCGUGGACUCGGCCAAUCUAAACUUGCCGAUUUCGUACGCGGAAAUCGCCAAGCACACGAAUUCGCUGGAACGUCCGAAGUGGAAGGGGGAACCGACGGUGCCCCGCGAUCGCUCGCCGAUUAACGUUCCCAGCGAGGAUUGGCAGAGUAAGGUGGUCGUCGAGAAGAAGAUCAACAAGAUAUCGUCGACCAACAACGUGAAGAAUAUCAAAAAUAACGUGCAGAGUAGAACACUUAACAAAGUCGACGGCGAAAUUUGUGCGAACGUACCGGUGUUGCUUCAUAAUAUUCCCGACGUGCAGACAAUUGAAAAAAUGCAUUUUAAGCAGUUGCAAAAGACUUACGGCUUAAAUUAUUCCGACUUAAUCGCAAAUCACUACGUAGUACCCGCUUUAAGUAAUAAAUGUGAACAGUCGCAAGUGCAAUAUACGUCGAAUCCCUGUGAUAGUGAUAGAACUAAUUCGAGGCCCGCCGUCGUUAUUUUAAGCGAUAACGGGAAGGAGGUGUCCGAUCUAACCUUCGGAUUCGAGGUGAACGAACAAUUGUUAUCGGACGACGUUUGUGAAUAUUUCACUACUCGCUUUCAUGUGCCCGAAGUUUUCCACAAGCAUAAUCACGAUAAAAUCGUCAAUUUUAUCGGACUGUCUUGGGAAGAUGCAUUAAAUCAAACUAACGGAAAAGUGAAAUACUUCAGCGAUCAAUUGUAAUUAUUAAUUAAGCGUGUUAACGAUAUAUUUAUUUCUAGAGCUUGAAAACUAGUUUCUGAUGCAUGGUGCAUUUUUAUUCGGAGUAGGAAAAUUAGUUGAAUUUUAUGGCUGUAUAUUACGUAUACAAAACGGUAAUCAAGAGGCGCGCAGCUUGCGCGCGGUAAAGAGAGAAAGAGGACGAGGGUGUAAGCAAUAUGAGAGAAAGAGAGGUGAUUUAUAAUUUUGUUAUGUUUGUUAAUCCAGAAGUAUAAAUAUGUAAAAAUGUAUGUAACAUAAUAGCAAAAAAGAUAUUUUAUAAAAACGAAAGGUUUACGCGAGGGACGGGGACAGGUCGUUCUUUUUUGCCCGCAAUGAAGGGCGAUCUCGUUGCACCCGUCCCGUCGCCUAACAGUAAACAGGCUUUUGUAGUGUACGCAUUGGCUUUCUCGCCGUAUUUAAAUAUGCGACACGCCCCUCCCCCGCUCCCCUUGUACUUAAAUUGGCCGUUUCAAUUUACUAACCCAAACGGAUGCUUUGCGUUCAUAGAAUGAUUUUAGUUUGACAGUUAAUGGAGCGGUAGGUUUUUUUAAAAUUUUAUAUUGGAAGAGGGGGGAAAACGAGUACGUAAUGAGAUUCACGUCGUGCCACUUCUCAACUGCUCUCGAAUAUUCGAUUUCGUUACGUACUCAAGUGAUUUGUACAGACGUUAUUUUCGUACGGUUUUCGGUUUCUUUUUAAAUUGUUGGUAAUCUGUGUCCCGCCGGUUCCUGGCCUGCUCUCUAAAUUGUUUUUUGUUUUUUUUUCGCUUUAUAAAGUAAAGUGUCUCAAAAAAAAUAGUCAGUAUUUGUCACUUUGGGCGGUGCAAAAUUUUUUCCGUGGGCAGUCGGGACAGGAAUUGUUAAACUGAGCAUUUUGUUGCCGAUCCUUUUUCUUUUUUUUAUUGUUAUAAUUUCUGUUGAGAAAUUGUAUUUUUAAUAAUUGGUAAUGUCUACUUUACGUUGCUAUGAAUACAUUUAUUUAGAAAAUUGUUAUUUAAAUUUUAACAAAUAAAAUUUUUUGAAAUUA